AUGAACGGAAAGCAUAUAUAUGUGCUACUGAGCACCGUGCUCUGCCUUCAUCAGCCGAUGGAGCACGGCUCAGCCUUGCUCAUGAUCCGAGGGGGGACAAAUCUAUAUAUUCGCGGCGGCGAAGGUGAUCUAGAUGAAGACUGUGAUGAGGAGGAUCUAAAGGAGCUGACGGAUGCUGACGAUUCGGUUGACGAGGGAUCAGGCGCGCAAGAAGAAGACGGCGUAGAUAUUGACACUAUUGAAAAGGCCACCCCCGAGUGCCUUCAACGCGUCUCGAAAGCGCUGGAACCAGUGCGGGCCAAAUUCAAGGGCAAGGAAGGAAGCCAACCCGGCCUUGUUCCCGAGAUGAAGCAAGCUCUUUGCAAUGCAGCCCCAGUUCAGCCGCAAGAUGCGCAGCGCUGCAGCCAAAGAGUCGACGAGUUGUUCGCCAAUGUCCGAAACCAGAACGAAGCAGGUGCCGUCGUGCAGUUGCUGAAUAAAGAGGAUGUGGACAAAUUCUCGGCGGCGCCGGAAAAGUUUGACAAGGACGUGUGCGCCAGACGCGGCGGCGUGUACGACUUGAACGGCUCGCAAGGCAAGCCGGGGCCGGGGCCGACUGGAAGCACGCCUCCGAAAGAAGGCGAGCAGCCGACAGACUCGGACAAGAACAAGGACAAGGAGGUGGCUCCGGUUCCCGGCGGCGGCGCUUCAGGUUCAUCAGUAGCGACAACGGUUUUAGGAGGCUUGUUUGGCACAGCACUCACAGCAGCAGGCGGCGCCGGCUUGUACUUUUUUGCGCAGUCAGCGGAGGGGGCAGCCCUGCUUACUUCGCUCGGAACCUCUUUGGCAUCAGCGCCGAGGCAGGAGCGGCGGAAGCGGUUACGGCUGCAGUAUCUCGGCUUGCGUCUCGGCUUGGAACGCAAAUCGGUCAGAUUGUCCAGAGGGCGGUUGCACGAGUGGGACAUCGGAUGGUGA
Metarhizium acridum CQMa 102 is the source of this 954-nucleotide messenger RNA. RefSeq lists its product as uncharacterized. The record is from RefSeq and is a predicted model, not a curated record. Lineage: Eukaryota; Fungi; Ascomycota; Sordariomycetes; Hypocreales; Clavicipitaceae.